Frieseomelitta varia is the source of this 5245-nucleotide messenger RNA. RefSeq lists its product as uncharacterized. Bases 1448 to 4687 code for a protein of 1079 amino acids. The record is from RefSeq and is a predicted model, not a curated record. Gene Ontology annotation, cellular component: membrane. The transcript is spliced from 8 exons. Gene Ontology annotation, molecular function: potassium ion leak channel activity. Gene Ontology annotation, biological process: stabilization of membrane potential; potassium ion transmembrane transport. NCBI's taxonomy places the organism in Eukaryota, Metazoa, Arthropoda, Insecta, Hymenoptera, Apidae.
CGUGUUUCUUGGUUUAAAUUGCAAUCGAAGUGUUAUCGUAUUAUGCUACUGUAUUAUGUAUCGUAUUUAACUUUCGAUAGCUUAUUAUCGAAAAUGUUUUACUCUCGCUGCUAACACUGAUUUGUUAACUCCACUUCCAUUCGAUAUCUGCUUUAACGUCGUCUCAAUGUGUAAUAAAGAUAAGCUACUGCAUUCUUGUAUAUCUACACGAUCAGUGAAAUUUACACGUACAGAAUGAAAUUACAUAAGCGUUAACGUCCGACAUCUGUCAAUUUCCCAAAUUUCGGAAGAGUCGAGUAGUUUGAAAUCUGUUUUUUCUUUUUCGAUUUUAUUUUCUUCCGAUUUUCACUCUAUUUGAGUGAAAAUCGAGUGUUUGAGAAGACGAGACGAUUAGUUAUUAACUUACGACUAACGAACAGCAAGCAUGGAAAUGGAAAAAAGUAAACGACAGACUGAUCCGUAACAAAAAGAAAAAAAUGUGCUCUUUAGGCGAUAAAUCAUGUAUUCGAUCGAUCUUGUCCUUCGAUCUUUCAACCAACAGGAUAUAUUGCAUUUUACAAAGUACAUACAUCGCGCAAGUUACGUAAAGAGUCGAAGGGAACAUUUUUGUCACCAACUGCGCGGUAACUGCGAAAAUUAUAGUCACGCGGCAGACAAACGUCCCUAAGUUCAACUGCAGCCACCGAAGCGAUCAGUGUUCUCCAAUAAUGUGUUUCCUACAUUUAAGAAGAUACUCGAUUUAACAAUUACCGCUUCCGACACAAUUGCAAUUAAAAUAAUUUCGGAUCUUUUGUUUCGUUAAAAUUGUCUCGCGCUUCUUUGUUACGUAUUAUUAGAAGAAAUCUCUCGUCGCAACACGAGUUUGCCUUGCAUUCAUUCAGACGUUCGUUGCAGCCUAAAUUUGUCUGUUGUCAUUUAGUCGAUCGGUUUCGUGUAUCGCUUCGCACUAAUUGUAAAAAAAAAGAAAGUGUCACGGAAGAGAAGCGCCACUGAUUUUAUGACAUUCGAUGGAAACGGAAAUGGAAAAAUAAUACCGCAUUAUCGAUAAAACGUUUAGUUGAUGGCACUUAAAAUCGUAUCGGAUAUCUAACGGAAUCGUCAUCGCGAGGGAGAAGAAGGUGACAUUCGAAGGUCGCGAAAUCAGAGUCUAAGGAGUUAUCACGCGAUAAUGUUGUCGUCUGCUUGACCGCCCAAUAAUCUGUUUUUAGUGCAGUAAGACUGGUAGUAAGAAUCGCGACAACAAUCGGUCGUUUCAUCGUGGAUUAUUGCAUAUAGAUAUUGUCAUAGUAUACGUUGUCAUCAAUUAUCAAAUAACAGAGACAAAAUUGAGAAGGCAAGGGACGAAUCGAUGAAACCCGACAAAUUUUCGCAUCGUUACUCUAUCAUAAAUCUUGACAACAGUUCCUGACAGUCCAUUGCCGCUUGGUUUGAAAGGUUCAGUCAAAGAAUGUCGAAGAAGCAAUGGUUGGUCCUGUUGAUGCUGUUCUUGACUUACUUGUUGCUAGGUGCUUCCAUUUUCUACCAUAUCGAGAGUCCCUUAGAAAUCGAGCGCGCCAGAGAAGCCAAACGUGAACGCAUCGAGAUUAACGCUUUGCUUCAUGCACAUUAUGUGCCUAACUUUAAACACGAUUACGAUGAAAUUCUUAAAAAGUUGACGCAAUAUUGUGAAAAAUCGGUUUAUAAUUAUACCGAAGGAGAGACGGAUCGCCUUGACUGGGAUUUUUACAACAGCUUUUAUUUUGCUUAUACCGUCGUCAGCACGAUAGGUUAUGGGAAUUUGGCUCCGACAAAUAUGCUCAGCCGCAUCCUGAUGAUAUUUUACGGCCUGAUAGGCAUUCCUAUGAAUGGAAUUUUAUUAACGCAGCUGGGAGAAUUUUUUGGGCAUGUAUUCGUCAAGGCUCAUCAGAAGUAUAAAUCGUACAAACAUGGCCACAGCGACUAUUAUGCCAGAAAAUUGACAACAUUUGAAACGGGCAAAGUUGGAUUAGCUGCACAGAUAUUCGUUCAUUUGAUGCCAGGUUUCGUCAUGUUUAUUUUUUUCCCAGCAUUUCUCUUUUGUUACUACGAACGUUGGACUUACGACGAAGCUGUCUACUAUGCUUUCGUCACAUUAACGACUAUCGGAUUCGGAGAUUAUGUGGCAGGAAAGGACAAUAGCAAGGGUAGUGGAUUUUUCUUUAUAUUAUACAAGGCCUUCCUGAUCUGUUGGAUUUCCUUUGGAUUGGGGUACACCGUUAUGAUUAUGACGUUCAUCGCGCGAGGUAUGCGCAGCAAGAAGAUUACUCGAAUCGAGCAUAAACUGGCGGUCAAUUUAAAGCACACGCAAAGUAAAAUUUGGAACGAAUUCAACAAAGAGAUAAACUACUUGCGUCGUGUUUUCAACGAAUUACAGCUGUCCAAGGUCAAGAGAGUGUAUAUCGAUGAAUGUAAUUGCGAGAUUCCACCUUUGAAAUUCCCACGUAGCAACAGUUUCCCUGAUCUUCGAGAUUUGCUCUACUGUUCAAAAGAGAAGGACAGGCUGUGUAACAGACCUCGACGUCGCGCCAACAGCGAAGUGGUACCGACAGAAGCUGAAAUAACUCGAGUCGUUUCCGAGACCGAUUUGCAAAGAAUCGACAAAACAGCAACAUUCGCAACGCAUGCGAUGGUUCAGCCGGCAGAGCUGUUGGCAAGAUUAGUAAACGUUCUUGGUUAUAUACCACCAGUUGCAGAAGACACUGAAGCCGAUAAUUCAAAUCAGACAACUUUCGUUAACCAAGAUAUUGGAUAUCGUAGUAACAAACUCGAAGGGAAUAAUAGUAAAGAAUACUCUGAAAAAGAGUCAACUCACGCGUCAAAUACUGGAUCGGGAAUUCGAACGAUCGGUCGUGAAAAAAUACCAGCAUAUCGCUUUGCCAAACCUCGUUCAAGAGCGACUAGUGAGAUUAAACUAUACGAAACGAAGAACGAAGAUCGAAACAUCGAGUGGACAUGGUCUGGUCCAACAACGGCUAAAAAAGUUCGAGAACUAAUGAAAUCACGAACAAGUGAAUCAUCUGACAGAGAACAUGGCAGUAAAGAAGGAAAAUUUUCGAAACUUCGUAGCUUUGCAUUAACAAGAUCCAUUUCCAAAGCUCUGGUCUCGUCCGCUCCUUGGAAAGGUCGUUUCUCAAUGAGCUCGGAAAAAAAGAACCCAAAAUUGGAUCAUGAGAUUAACAGGGACAACGGACAGUCAUUCGCCUCGGAAUCUGUGUCGAUCGACGAUAGACGAGAUUCCACCACUUCGAAUCUACAAAGACAUUACUACACGCAUACCGGUGCAGAUGGCAACCUUAACGCAGAAACUGCUAAUCAUUUGCUCGAGGAGACCAGUUUGGCCGAUUUCUUAAGAGCUCUCACCGUUCUUCACGCAAGUGUCGCUACCAACAGUAGCUGGACCUCAGUCGCGAAUGCGGAUCAGUUUCAGCGUGAUCAACCUCGGAGAAAAAUGGGUAUCGCUUCUUUGACACCGCCAAAACUUCCUAGCUUGUUCACGUUAUUUUCACCUUCUCCACCUACAUCGACGACUCAAGCUAAUCAAAACACUGCUGCGCAAGAAUCUUACUCGAACGAAAACAAGCUACUCUCAUCUCAAAAUCGACGAGAUUCGAGAAGAGGUAGUUUGAUGUUCAUCACACCCACAAUCAACAAGUCAAGAAGAUUUUCUUUGAGACCUGUAGCGACACCCGUUAGUCCUCCAACGCCUCCGAAAAAUGAUUCGCCAUAUUUAUCGGACUCACGGAGAACGGCACACGAAAAUAGAUCAUCGUUUUUGUUCGAAUCGCUGAAAGAACCUCUUAUUCUAACAGAAAGAGUACCAGGCCAUUCAACGCCAAUAAAAUCAUCCCUGAACGAUCGACGAUUCUCGUUACGACCUACGACCCAAAAUCCAAACGGAUCUCCCCUCGUUCCUUCGUUCAAGGCUAUACCUCGUUGGAAAGCCGGCAUGUUGCAACGACAAAUUGGCCAAAUGAAUCUUCGACGUCGAGCCAGAGCCUUCAGUUUGAGCGACGUUCACGCCGAAGAUCUCGAGAAAAGAGCCGAACCUUUCGAUCUAUCGUCUAAAAUUUGCGACAAACGUAAUCGCAAUACAAAAGACUGCUGUAAAAUUGUUUCUCCAAACGAGUCCAAGGAUUUGAGAAAUAACGAACUUGUGAAAAAUUUUUCCAUCGAAAAUUCUGAUCAGUUUACGUCUUCGGUUCGUGGUUCGAAUAGACGAUAUUCGACACUUUCACAAGAGACUGCUUGUACGAACAAUUCUGUCCGACUCGAAGAAAAAACCGUGCAAAUUGUCGAACCAGACAUUAGUAAAUCGACUGCAGACGUAAUCCCGACCGAAAAUAUCAAUUGUUCGAUCAACGAUCGUGCUUUUUGUCCUCGGUUAGGCGACAGACACGAUGAAGAAUUCGUUUCAUCCAAUACAAAGGAACAAAUAAUAUUGUCAAAUGAUUUUUCUACUACUAUUGACUUUACCCCCGACUGUAAUUUACUCGUCGAUGUUGACACGAAAUCACAGGAAUCGUUAAUGGAAGUAAAAAUAGAAAAUCCCGUUACGAAUAUCGUUUGUAAUUCUUCUGCAGCCGAUGUUUCCUUAAAUAAUUCACUUGAUUCACUUUCAGAAUCAAAGAUUAGAAAGCAUGGGUCACGCUUGCCUAUUAAUAAAUCGUGACAUUCUGCAAUGUGUAAAAAGCCUAAAACUCAGUAUAUCUGCAAUCAUUUUAUGAUGGUGCUUCAUACUUGGAUCAAAAUAUGGAAAAUACUUUGAAAGAUAAAUAGAAUUUCAAACAUGACACGGUUAUAAAUGAACAACAAAGUGUUUAUAAAUGUGGAAAAAGUCACGCGAUUGUUUCUCGAAUGCUGUCGCUUUGUUUUGUGGUCAAUUUCACGAAAACAAAAAAGAUUAGAUUCGAGAGCAACAGAAAAAAAGGAAAAAGGAAAGAGGAAGAGAUAAGCCCCUCUUCUCUCUUCUACACUAUUUGCACCGAUACGUUGAAUUCUUUCAAUUGUUUUAAAGCAGCGGUUAUCGUUUCUACUUUUUUCUUUUGCCUUUUCCUCCCACUUUAAACGAAAGUAGAAUCAUGGUCGAAUUACUAUGAUUUCUAAGAGAGACGAUAUUUCGCAAGAAAUGAUUUUCAACAUAUAGUAUUUUUUGACAUCUAUGUAUGUAUUUUUGUUCAAUCGUUCGAUAUAAUAAAUUAUGUAUAAUUUAGUUUAUUACACAGGAACG